Molecule: messenger RNA, 2836 nt
Organism: Podarcis raffonei (Aeolian wall lizard)
Lineage: Eukaryota; Metazoa; Chordata; Lepidosauria; Squamata; Lacertidae
Gene: ATL1
Product: atlastin GTPase 1
Exons: 14
Coding region: 308-2092 (594 amino acids)
Biological process (GO): endoplasmic reticulum organization; protein homooligomerization
Molecular function (GO): GTPase activity; GTP binding
Source: RefSeq, a predicted model, not a curated record
UGCCGCCUUCGCCUGCCCGUCCCGCCCUCGGCCCGGCCUCCUCGCCAGCCGCCCGGCUGAGGCGGAGCCACAGCGCCCCGAAGCGGGGCUUCCGCCGCCCAGCCGGCCUCCUCCUCGGGCCUCGGCGGAGCCAUGGUCCCCGCGCUCUCCUCCUCCUUCCCACUCCGAAUUCAGGAAUCCGGCGUGAAAUCUAGUUUCAAGCUCUCCUGAUCAGAUUCUCAAGACUCUUGGCAAACACAUUCUUGCCAACUGCUGUGAGGUGCAACCCAUCUCUCGCCAGAAGUCCUACCUCAAGGAAGCGGAGACCAUGAUCCAAGAAGCCAAAAGCCAAUGGUUGACCUCAAGUAUUUUCCUCUCUCUUCUUGGGCCACGGCCUUCAGCAGGAAGGAAUGAUGAAAAGACUACCUGUGCACCAAAAGGCGGGUUCUCCGAAAAGAAUUACGAGUGGAGUUCGGAGGAGGAGGAGUCCGACGGGAAGGCCCGCCCGGUGCAGGUGCUCAUUGUGAAGGAUGACCACUCCUUUGAGCUGGACGAAGAGGCCCUCAACCGCAUCUUGCUUUCGGAAGCCGUCCGAGACCGCGAGGUGGUGGCCGUCUCCGUGGCCGGGGCUUUCCGGAAGGGCAAGUCGUUCCUGAUGGACUUCAUGCUUAGAUACAUGUACAACAUGGAGUUGGCCGACUGGGUUGGCGACUACAAUGAGCCUCUGACAGGCUUUUCCUGGAGAGGCGGGUCGGAGCGGGAGACGACAGGCAUCCAGAUCUGGAGCGAAGUCUUCCUCGUGGACAAGCCUGACGGGAACAAGGUGGCUGUGCUGCUGAUGGACACUCAGGGGACCUUUGACAGCCAGUCAACCCUGCGAGAUUCAGCCACCGUCUUUGCUCUUAGUACCAUGAUCAGCUCCAUCCAGGUGUACAAUUUGUCCCAGAAUGUUCAAGAAGACGACCUCCAGCACUUGCAGCUCUUCACAGAAUAUGGCAGGCUGGCCAUGGAGGAGACGUUCCUGAAGCCCUUUCAGUCUCUCAUUUUCCUUGUUCGUGACUGGAGCUUUCCCUACGAGUUUUCCUACGGGGCAGAUGGUGGAGCCAGGUUUUUGGAAAAGCGCCUCAAGGUCUCGGGGAACCAGCACGAAGAGCUGCAGAACGUCCGGAAACACAUCCAUUCUUGCUUCACCAACAUCUCCUGCUUCCUCUUACCUCACCCGGGCUUGAAAGUGGCCACCAACCCAAACUUUGACGGGAAACUCAAAGAAAUAGACGAGGACUUCAUCAAGAACCUGAAGGUGCUGAUCCCUUGGCUGCUCAGCCCCAAGAGCCUGGACGUCAAGGAGAUCAACGGCAACCAGAUCACCUGCCGAGGCCUGGUGGAAUAUUUCAAGGCCUAUAUAAAGAUCUACCAAGGAGAGGAGUUGCCUCACCCCAAAUCGAUGCUGCAGGCCACGGCGGAAGCAAACAACCUUGCAGCUGUUGCCACGGCUAAAGACACUUACAACAAAAGAAUGGAAGAGGUGUGUGGAGGCGACAAGCCCUUCCUGGCGCCCAGCGACCUCCAGAGCAAACACCUGGAGCUGAAGGAGGAGGCGGUGCGGCAGUUCCGGUCCGUGAAGAAGAUGGGGGGCGAGGAGUUCAGCCGCCGCUACCUCCAGCAGCUGGAAGCCGAGAUCGACGAGCUCUACGUCCAGUACAUCAAGCACAACGACAGCAAGAACAUCUUCCACGCCGCCCGCACGCCCGCCACGCUCUUUGUGGUCAUCUUCAUCACCUACGUCAUUGCCGGGGUGACCGGCUUCAUCGGCUUGGACAUCAUAGCCAGCCUGUGCAAUAUGAUCAUGGGCCUGACCCUGAUCACCCUCUGCACCUGGGCCUACAUUAGGUACUCAGGGGAGUACAGGGAGCUGGGCGCCGUCAUAGACCAAGUGGCCGCAGCGCUCUGGGACCAGGUGAGCAGAUGUCAGGCGUCAGAGUAUCCAACCCCCCCCACGGCUUUGUACAAACUUUACAGUGCAGCUGCCACACACAGACAUUUGUAUCACCACGCUUUCCCCACGGCGCAGAAGGCUGAGCCCACCGAAGGCACGGAAAAGAAGACAAUGUAAACCCGGCUGUUUUCCACAGAGGUGCAUGAAAACACAUCGUUGAAACAUGUUAAUCAUUUUGCAUCCAUGUCUGAGACUCUGCCACUCUUUGAAACGAAGACAGAGGAAAACAGAUAACCCAUUCACUUGUACCAAUGGCUUAAGUGUGGCUGCUUUAAUUUGGACAAUGCCCUGCUUGAAGGGGGAAUGAGUCAGCAUGACUUUCAUUUUCUUAAAACUUAAUUUUGCUGCAGAUACAGAAUUACUGGUUCGGUUCCCCAGAACACUUGGCCCUGGCCCAGGACUUUUCAAGACUGAGGUUUGGAGCCAGAGAAGGCAGUGGUUGCUACCUUCCUUUUGCAGUGGUGGCAUCCUGCAAUCCCCCAGUACGCAUUCAUAGCCUCCUCUGGAUCCAAGCUCCCAUGCCAUUAACCCAACGGCCAGUAUUCUGAAAAGGAAUGUGGCUCUUAUUCAGGAGGCACCAUGUCACAUUCACAUAUUUAAAUUUGUACUCAAGAGGUUUUUAUUUAACACCAUUCCCUUCAUGCAGCUGUGAAUGAUAAUUUAUUCACUUUAAGACUGCCUUCUCAGAAGCUACAAAGAAUAUUUCUUUUGCUAUGGUAUGUUAAAAGAGAUGGGAAGUAUUUUUUUUUUUGUACAUGUAUUUGAGAGUUUCACUGUAUAUAUUUUUGUUUAGUGCAUAAAGAGUGUAUCAAGUUUUUAUUAUUUAAUUGUCAAUUAAAAGUUUGGUUCCUAAGACAAUUA